Nerophis ophidion (straightnose pipefish) is the source of this 2534-nucleotide messenger RNA. It is a transcript of the gene palm3, whose product is annotated as paralemmin 3. Bases 350 to 1570 code for a protein of 406 amino acids. NCBI's taxonomy places the organism in Eukaryota, Metazoa, Chordata, Actinopteri, Syngnathiformes, Syngnathidae. Gene Ontology annotation, cellular component: membrane. Gene Ontology annotation, biological process: regulation of cell shape. The record is from RefSeq and is a predicted model, not a curated record. The transcript has 9 exons.
GCCGCCCGGCUUCCUCCUCCUCGCACUCGCACGCAAGGACGCCUGAGGAGAGCGCGUGUCUCUCCGCUCCUCUUUCUUUCUUUUUUUUUAACUGUCACUUUCUCUUUUUAAGUUGGAGAAAUUUCCAACAAGGCUUUUAACCUUUACUUCGUUUUUAUUAGUUUAUUUCCGCGGCUUUUUUGUGCUAGUUUUAACCCCUCGGCGGACUGGACUCCUGUCAAGCGAUCCAGUGUAAACAGUUUCAGUGUUCCUUUGCCUCAUGAAAGCACCAAACAGCCACCACGCUCCAACCCAGCGGUUUCCUUCUCUCUGGUCCUGUUGCUACAUAGCCUAGUGUGAUGGUGCCAGGAUGGAUGAGGCGCAGAAGUACAAACACCGUCUGGAGGCCAUUGCUGAGAAGCGGCGGCUGCAGGAGGAGCAGGAGCGAGCCAAAAGAGACAUGGAGGACGAAAAACUGAGAGUACAGCAGCUCAAGAGGAAGUCCUUGAGGGAUCAAUGGCUGAUGGAGGGAGCUCCUUUGUCUCCUUCCUCCCUGGAUUCCCAAAGCCCACGCACUCCUCCAUGGGCCUCUCCGGAGGUGGGAGAGAACAGGUCCCACGGUGUGCAGGUUUCAGAGGGAGAUGAGGAAGAAGAGAUCGCAGUGGGCCAAACGGAAGCAGUGGAAAUGGAAGAGGAAGGUGUGGAAAUGAUGCGAGGUGCAGUUCUGCAGAAUAGAGACAACAACAACAUGGAGAGAUCAGGGAAAGUUGAGGGUGACGUGAAGGCGUGUCAAAUCUCAGCGCGGGACGAAGACGCAACAGUCAAUGGUCAAGGUGACUUGAAGGAAGGAGAUUUGGGACCCCACGAUGAGGCUUUGGAGCUUUGGAACUCUCAGGCCGGCACCACAAAUGGACCGAGCGAGGAGGUACUAGUCGACAUUUCAACAGAGCUGGAUGAAGGGGUGGUGGUCAUGAGAGCCGAACGAGUCAUCAUCUUGGAUGAUGAUGAGGAGGAGGAGUUAGAAGAAACCGCACAGACAACUACAGAAUGGUCAGGAGAGACCGUGGAGGAGAUGGAAGGAGGUCUGGAAGCCUCUGUAGAAUCGGUGGAGAUUGAGGCAAAUGCGGGGCAGCAAUCAGGAACAGAAGGAGACGAUGGCGAGUAUGAGACUCAAGCGCAGGACAACGAAAUAAAGGUUGAAGCAUCCGUGGUGGUGACGCAAUCACCAGUCAUCCCUCUAGAGGGCGCCACAGUGGCUCCUGUGCCUGAGUACGCUCAGUCGGAGGCUCCUCAAGCCGAAGGAGAAACCCCAGCAGAAGAAGCAACACCGGAGGAAGCUGACACGUCUUCCCUAAAAGCCCCAGAGGAGUGCUUCGACUCUCAGUUCCACGAGGUUCCCCUGAGCGAUACUCUGGAGAACCACAGGACUGAAGCGGAACCCGGCGAGCAGGAACCUCUCCUGGAGGAGGUCCAAGCUGCAAACGUGCACAAGGCGGAGGUGGCCGAGAGCCGGCCGGCUGGCGCGCACACACCUGGAGACGCCAUGGAGGCACCUAAAAAGAAAAGCUGCCAGUGCUGCUCUGUCAUGUAAAGCCAACAAAAAUAUUGACACUUUUUUUUUACACAGUAUAACAGUAACAAUACAAUAUGAUUCCACUUAUACAGUGUGCAGUUUAGAAUUGAAAUACCUUUAUUACACUCACUUUGUUGAGCUCAUGCCCUCUUUCAAUGACCUAUUUCAAGUUUUUUUUAAGUCAUUUCUUUUUUACAGUAUUAAUAAAUCAUGGAAGUGAGUCAUAACUAUGAAACAUCACGAAGGACCACCUGUAUACAGGCGGCACAUUAUGUCACUGUAGUGCUCAUAAAUACAAGGAACUCCUACGGAUCCAUUGAAGGUGCUAUUAUAGAAUACAGCAUAUGAAGUCAAAGGAUUAAACACACAUCCUAACGUUCGUGUUGUAUUGCGUAUAAUGUUUUUAAAUUCAAUUGGAGCCAAAGUUACUUUUUGCUACUAUUUUUAUUCCGCAUUUUGUCUGCACACUUCUUUUUUUUUACCCUUUAAAAUGUCUUCAAAGUUUGGCAAACAUUUUAGUUUUUUCACAAAACCAACAUUUUAGGGGCAGUGCGAUGAAAAAGGUGUUUUAUCAAUAAAAAAAAAUGUACAUAUAUAACUAUUCUAAUGUAAAUAAUAAAUUGUUACUUUAAGUGAUGCAGAGCAGUUCAGAGAUAUUUUUUCUAAUUAGGAGGCGUAAAAGAUGAAUUAUUUAAUAGAUGUAGGAAUGACUAAUGUGUUUUUAAGAGAUAGAUGGCCCAAAUAUUUGGGUUGACUUCAUGAUACAGGCUGCGUGUAUUCAUUUAUAUGAAAACCAAAGUCAUGCUUCAACAUCUCAUGUAAUGAAUUAACAUGUAUGAUGUUUUUUUUUUUUUUUAUAAUUUAACCAAACUGAAGAGUUUUUUUGUACAUAUUUAUACUGAAUGUAUAAACCUAGGUUUGAAGUUGUAGCAGUUUUUGAAAUGACCCAUGGUUUAAUGAUUAAACUGACGUUUGUCAUGUA